GCGCCGCGCUGCCCCGGGAGUGCCGGCCACCCUCCUGCUCCCUCCUCCGUACGCUUGUCACUUCCUGCCCUCUUCGCAUCUCCGUCCGGGGUCAGCCGUCUGCCUCCCAGCUCCCUGUCGUCGGCUUCGGAGCCUUGGCUUUCCCCCCUCCCCCACAUCCCCCCCGGGCUAUCCGCACCGGGGCGGAGGAGGCAGCGGCUGCUGCUCGCGUCUUCAGGGAGAGAGAGAGCGCUCGAGGGACAGCGACUGGCUGACUCAAUAAAGUUCCCUCAAACAACCCCCUCAAAAAAAGGAAAAAAAAAAGAGAAGGCCCAAAGGGAGAGGGGGAAAACCCCUAUCACCAGCCCGGCCCCUCCCCUUUUCCAGAGAAGAGAGGCGAGCCCUGCAGGUGAAGGGGCGCCGGACUCCCGCCGCUGCUGUCGCCGGGGGGCUCCCCGGCUCCCGCCGACUCCAGGCCGGGCCUCCGGAGGGGCGGCGGUCGGGGCGGUUCCCCUGUCAACUGCCGGCGCCCGCGCCCCCGCCCGCUUGCCGGCCCCAUUGCGCGGAGGGACGUCGAGAGCCGCCGCCGCUGCCUCUGCCGCCGCCGCCGUCGCGGUACCGGUCCGCUGAGAGACGGGCAGAAGAGCCGCAAUGUGGAGCUUCGAACUGUAGAAGGAAAGUAGGUCGCACCCACUGAAAAUGCCUCUAAGGGACAAGUGCUGUCAGACUGACCACCAUCAUCAUGGAUGCUGUGAACCAGUGUAUAUUCUGGAACCCGGAGAUCCUCCUUUGUUACAGCAGCCAUUGCAGACUUCCAAAUCUGGCAUUCAACAAAUUAUUGAAUGCUUUCGAUCAGGAACUAAACAACUAAAACACAUUUUAUUAAGAGAUGUGGACACAAUUUUUGAGUGUAAAUUAUGUCGCAGUCUCUUCAGAGGAUUACCAAAUUUAAUUACUCAUAAAAAAUUCUACUGCCCUCCAAGUCUCCAGAUGGAUGACAACCUUCCUGAUGUAAAUGAUAAACAAAGCCAAGCCAUAAAUGAUCUCCUAGAAGCCAUUUAUCCAAGCGUGGACAAACGAGAAUAUAUUAUUAGGCUAGAACCCAUAGAAACUAAUCAGAAUGCAGUGUUUCAGUAUAUUUCAAGGACUAAUAACCCAGCUGAGGUCACUGAGUCAAGUAAUUCUCCUGAUCAAACUCAAGUUCAGAUGCAAGAACCUAACACUGAACAGUCCAAAACAACUCCAGUUCCAGAUGCAGAAGUAGAAAUUGUAGAGUCCCCACCUACAGAAACAGUUGCAAAUGAAGCAACACCAGCUUCUGAUGAACAGCCUCAGGAAUCACACACUGACUUGGAAACUUCUGAUAAUUCUGAUUUUGGCCACCAGUUGAUUUGUUGUCUUUGUAGAAAAGAAUUCAACUCCAGACGUGGUGUUCGCCGGCACAUUAGGAAAGUACACAAAAAAAAGAUGGAAGAACUAAAGAAGUACAUUGAAACACGAAAGAAUCCAAACCAGUCUUCUACUAAAGGACGCAAUAAGAAUGUUCUAGUAACAUUGAGUAGAAGUUGUCCAGUAUGUUAUAAAUCUUUUGCUACAAAAGCGAAUGUAAGGAGGCAUUUUGAUGAAGUUCAUAGAGGACUGAGGAGGGAUUCAAUUACUCCUGAUAUAGCUACAAAGCCUGGGCAGCCUUUGUUCCUGGAUACUGUUUCUCCUAAAAAAUCUUUUAAGACUCGGAAACAAAAGUCUUCUUCAAAGGCUGAAUACAAUUUAACUGCAUGCAAAUGCCUUCUUUGCAAGAGGAAAUAUAGUUCACAAAUAAUGCUUAAAAGACAUAUGCAAAUUGUCCACAAGAUAACUCUUUCUGGAACAAACUCUAAAAGAGAGAAAGGCCCUAAUAAUACUGCCAACAGCACAGAAAUAAAAGUAAAAGUUGAACCAUCAGACUCUGUAGAAUCUUCACCCCCUUCUAUUACCCAUUCUCCACAGAAUGAAUUAAAGGGAACAAAUCAUUCAAAUGAGAAAAAGAACACACCGGCAGCACAGAAAAAUAAAGUUAAGCAAGACUUGGACAGCCCUAAAUCAACGAGUCCUUCUGCUGCAGGUGGCCAGCAAAAAACCAGGAAACCAAAACUUUCAGCUGGCUUUGACUUCAAGCAGCUUUACUGUAAACUUUGUAAACGCCAAUUUACUUCCAAACAGAACUUGACUAAACACAUUGAGUUGCACACAGAUGGAAAUAACAUUUAUGUUAAAUUCUAUAAGUGUCCACUUUGCACUUAUGAAACGCGUCGGAAACGUGAUGUGAUAAGGCACAUAACUGUGGUUCACAAAAAAUCAUCACGUUAUCUUGGGAAAAUCACAGCCAGUUUAGAGAUCAGAGCUAUAAAAAAGCCCAUUGAUUUUGUUCUAAAUAAAGUGGCAAAAAGAGGCCCUCCAAGGGAUGAAGCGAAGCAGAAUGAUUCAAAACAUGAUGGAACUUCUAAUUCUCCCAACAAAAAGUAUGAAGUAGCUGAUGUUGGCAUUGAAGUAAAAGUUACAAAAAACUUUUCUCUUCACAGAUGCAAUAAGUGUGGAAAGGCAUUUGCAAAAAAGACUUACCUUGAACAUCAUAAGAAAACUCAUAAGGCAAAUGCUUCUAAUUCACCUGAAGGAAAUAAAACCAAAGGCCGAAGUACAAGAUCUAAGGCUCUUGUCUGGUGAGGAACAGUUACAGAGUUUUGCUUCCCCCCUACCCCCCUUUCAAACUAAAAAAAAAAAUAUCAUUUGGCCAUAACUUAUAGCAGGUUCCAUUCUAACAGCUAACAUGCCACAUAUCUGAUGGCAUUGGGAACUGAGGAGAAAUGUACCUAUUGCAUUUGCUUCAGUGACCUUUAUUCCACUGACUUGGGAACAAAAGUUAACUUCAGAGCUUAUCUUCUACAGGACAAUGCAACAUAGCUAUAGGUAGCAUGGAGCCAAUGCUAUUCUUUUAAUAUUGUAAUAUAUGUGCAUUUAUAUUGGCUUAUGUUUAUAGUAGAAGUCCUCUGUUUUACUAAUUUUGCACAGAUUUGAUUCAGCAACUUAGUCUACUAAUGAACUUUAUGCAGGAAAGUUAAAGAGAUAAUAGAAUAAAGAUUUGUGAAGGCUAUAAUUAUAGGAAAAAUCUUUUAAGGCACUGUAAUUAUUGUAAAAUUGAUUUGUGAUGGCUCAAUAAAGUGCUACACAGAAAAAUCUCUAAGUUAAUUUAGAAUAAUUAGUAAUAAGGCAUUUAUUAAUUACUUUUAACAUAGUGUUUCAAGGCAAGGGGAAAACUUAGUAAACAAAAAUUUGGAUUUUGUAAAAAUUUGGAUUUUGUUUUCUUGCUAGGGUCUUUUGGUUACUGUUUUUUAGUUUUGUUCUAUGAAAAAAAUGGUAAUUUAGUUAGUCCCAAAAUGUUUUAAUUUUUCCCCUUUUGUUCAAAUAAACUUUUUGGUGAUUAUUUCAACCUAAUUAAUAAUUUUACCUCAAGGAUUUUUUGUUUUGCUUUGUUUUUGUAUGUAUAGCAGGAAAUAGGUUAACAUUCCUAAUGGGGAAGAAAAGAGUUUUAAACAUAACAUUUUAAGAAAAUUUUGGAAUAAAUACAAGUUUUAAAAUGCAAUAUAAAGUGCAGAAUAAAUUAUCUAUCCUUUGCUUGUUUUUGCAAAUACAUCUAUUUUAAAGAAUUUAUCAUUAAUACUUGAAUAUCCCUUGUAUUGAUGCCUCUGAUGAAUAUUAAAUUAAUUUUUGGAGUCAGCUUCUAAAGCAGAUAACUUAGUUUUAAUAUUGAGUGGCUUAAACUGUGUAUAAGCUUAAAGUCACAAACUUUUCAUUCUAUUUAUGUGGAAAACUUUAAAUGGAUUAUUGUUUGUUAUUCUUUUUACUAUUAUAUAAUUUUAAGGUUUUAUUGGCAAACUCAAAGGUGUUAAUUUAUUCCCAUUUCUCCUCAGAUAACUUCAAGUGAUGUACGGAAAGGUUUGGAGUUCAUUUGUGUGGAAAGACUUUAAAUUGGUGUUAGAACCACUAACGUCUUCAAAUGGUACUAUAAGGAAAAAAAGAAAAAUAUUUUCAUAAAUAUUCAACUGUUACUGCUGUUUUUUAACUAAAUUAAUAACCAUCUGACAACAUGUUUCUAAGGCCAUUGCCUCUUCCAACACUUUCAAGUAGCUGUGAAGUUAACCUUAUUCUACCUACAUCAUAGUUUGUCUUAUCUUGUGUAUUUGGUCUACAGGUUCAUCUUACUAUAUUUAAAAACAAAAAACAAAAUGCAAUAUUUGUUUUUUCCUUAAAGACAAGAAGCUUUAGGCAGUCAACAACCUGAGGGAAAUAUCUCUGCUGGUGGUGUUAUUUGACAAAGAAGUUCUAUCGUAGUUUCAUUUUGUUUGGCAAGAUUUUCAUCCAGGUUAUGUGCAUGAUUUCAGAUUUUUCUCCAGUGAAUGUAUACUAAGAACAAACGAGUCUAUUAAACACAGAGGAACUUAAGUCUGCUGAAUAUUAGUACUUGUCCUCACAUCAGUUCAUCUCCAACUGAUUUUCUAGUGUAAUGAAAGUUUUAUUGUACUAAAGAUAGUAUAGAGAAAGUUCCAGUUCAUUUUCAUGCAUGGUUCGUAGCAACACCUUUAAUUUGUAAACAUCUGAGGUUUUUAUGAAAAUCAAACAUUCCCCUAUUUUUUUCUUUAAAUUUUAUACACAAGCACUUUAAUGAUAGAUACAACUUAAUUUUUCAGUUUCUAUUUUUUUAAAUGGGCAACACAUUUACUAAUGUUAAUAUGAAGGUAGUAAAUAUCUUACUGAUAUUUUAUAUUUACAGACAAUCCAUGCACAACCACUUCUUAUGAUGCAAGUUUUAUUUCUUUAAAUAUUGCUACUUAGGGAGGAAGAAAGGAGAAACCAAGGAAACUUUUUUCUCUCAAGAAAAUUUCAAGCGACCACUUUAGAUAACAUUUGAUUUUUGCUAUGAAAUUUGCAAAAUAAUGAAUUCUUUUCCAAUUUAUAAUCAAGAUUUUAGGGAAAAAAAAAGGCAGACCUAUCAUUACAAAUUUCUUGGUAGGUUUCUGUGUACCAACAUUUUGUACUUUUUAGGAAAACACAUUUUGUUUUUAGAAAUUUGUGUCAAAAUUAUCCUAAUUUCAAAAGGUUCAAGAGAAAAUAUACCAUGUUUUUAUCAUAGGUUCACACCUGUAAUUAGGAGGGACCCUGUUUCCAUUUACUUUUUGUAUAAAAUCUAAAAAUGUUGAAGAUCACAAUGAGAAUAAAAUGCUUCUUUAGAUAGAAAAACAUUUAGCCUUCCUAGUGCUUUGCACUAAAAUAUACUGUGAAAGGAAACUAGAAAGACUGUAACUGUUGCUGGAAAUGUUCUAUAUUGAAUGUACAUUCUUUUGUUUGGACAAAUGUACUGUAUGUGAUGGAAAUAAACCAGACUCGAAGUCACUUCAGCUAAAUGUGCUUCAACAAAGGUGCAUUGGUUGAACCGUAAAUGCUUAUUAUCCACUUUAUUCAGUUACUAUGAGCAGCUGUACUUAAAUUGUAUCCUUUUGUUAGCUUUGUUUUUAAACUCUUUAAAGUAAUGAUUUUCUCUUUAAUUUAAAAGCAAAUCUACAUGUGGAAAAAGUACUUGUAGGUAGGAUGAACAAAUGUACAUCUUUUUAGGGAACUAAAUUUAAAGUUAGUAUUGCAUUUCUAGUUAGUGUAGCUGAUUCAACAUUAUUGAACCUGUAUAUUUAGUUUUUGAAGGUACUUCAUACAUUCCUACACAUUAAAUGUACUUACUCCAAAACACUUUCCAAAUUCCUAAUUUUUAGUCAUGAAACAGUGGCAGUAAUAUAUGAAGAUUCCUUGAAACUUUGAAGAACUUCUUGAUACUGCUUUUCCUCAGUGGUAAUCUGCCUUUCUCUUUAUUUUUUUCACUCCUUGAUGACUUAGUCUUUAGGGAUAGCAUGAUUUUUGGAAUUUCCUUUCUCUGAUAACCUUUUUCUACAGUCAUACCCUCUAUUGAUUGGCUGUAAAUUUAUUUUAAAGAUACAGAGCAGGCAGAAGAAAGGAGACAAGAAAGAGGUGCAAAACGUUCUUAAGUUAGGUCAUGUAGAAGAUAAGCACAUGACAUUGAAAUAAGAUUUGCCUUAGAAAUAGAAAGAGUUGGGCUAGCAAAAACAAUUUUUUCCCCCUACAAGGUCUAGCAUAGUAGAUCAUAACAAAGAUGAGUUGUAGAGGAAAUAGCAGUAAUCUGACAAAUUUUAAUAGGUUGAGAAACUUUAGAGAAAUAAGAGAUUAUUUCUUCCCAUUUCUUUCUGGCUAACACCAUUGCUUCUCAGUUUAAGACUCUCUCUAACUCUGUCUCUGAACCCAGAGACUUCAGAUAAGGUUUCAGAUAUCUGAGGAGAAAGCUAAGAAAUUUCUGCUAGAAGCAUUGAUACACACAUAUGCAUAUAUAUGUAUAUAUAUAUGUGUGUGCAUGUACAUAUGCACAUACAUAUGUAUGUAUAAGAAAUGUAACUUUUUAAUGUGCCUUUUAAUUGUAGGGGAAGAGUUAUUGAAACUAGAAGUAACUAAAACUUUCCUGGAAUUUAGAACUGAUACUCACUACUAUAUAUGCCCAGCUUCUUGGCUAGCAUGAAGGUUUCACUUAAAGAUUCCAUUUAUCUGAUGUAUCUUCUACUCAAGUAAAAUAAAAGAGGGGAAGUUGGAAAAUAUUAUGCCAUUUAACAUGAAGACAAAUCUAAGAAAGCAUUGUUAAUAUUACCUUAUGGAAGGAUGCUUGUUAAGGGAUCUUUUACAUGUUUUGUUAAUUCACAGUAAGCAGUUCUUAUUGAUUCAUUGCUUUAUCUCAUAUAAAGAAUGAAAUCUGAGGAAAAUAUGGAUUACCAAAAUUUAGUUUUUAACUUACCUCUUUAUAGGAGUUGAUUUUUGCUUCAACUGAUUUGAUUUUUUAAAGUAAAUUUUGAUUCUUUAGAAUUAUGUUAAAUGUUUGUUACUAUAUUAAUACUAAAAUGAUUAUUAGUUUUCCUCAGACUUCUGGGUUUUACAGAGGUUAUAUAAAUAUAUUAAGUGAAGAAUCCUGUAGUUUCAUCAUAAUUUGAGAUUAUGGGGAUGGGAGAAGAAAUUUUCUUCUGCCUUGCAGCACUGGCUGUUGUCCUGGUGACUUCCAGACUGUAUUUGGGUAUGUAGAAGAUCUCUUUUUAGGAAGCUUGACCAUAUGGAUGAGCUUUUCCAGUAUCAAAUUUGAUGGCAGUAAUUCUGUUAAAUAUACUGAAAUUACACCUCUUGGCUCCUGAAAAUUUAAAGACUAUGAAAAUAUGUGGAUGUGACAAUAAGUGUUACUUACUGUGCUUAAGACACUUACUUCUAAAUAACCUAAACUUUACUAAUAUAGUAUGUUAGCUGUAAAAAUUAUAGUGUGAAUCAGAUAAUGUAAACUAACAUACACAUACAGUGAAUGGGCUAGCUCCUACUUCUGGGAACUUUCCUAGUCUCUUUCAGACCUUUAAAAACUAAAAAAGCCUUCAGGAUGAAAAAAUAUAUAUAUAUAGGGUCAGGGAGAGCUGUUUAAUGAUGACUUUGGUCUAAGCCCCAUUCAUUGUGUACAAGGUAUAUAUUAGAAUGUUACAUAAAAUAUUUGUCCAUUUCCUCAUCCAAACAUUCCCUAUUUCUGUCUUGACCUCAAAAAAUUUCCUUUCCUUUCCAUAAUACCUAUCUGUAACUUCUUCCUUAUUCCUUCCAACUUUUUUUUUCUUCCAACAUCUUGACUAAUUUACAUAAAAACAGGAUGGGGGGAAUGAAAAAAGAGUAAAAGAUAUCCAAGAAAGGGAAGCAUUGUCAUCAGUUUUAUGUCCCAAUCCUUCAACUCAUUCUGUUGGGAAGGUCGCAGAUUUAUGCAGCUUAAUGACCUGCGUGACUGUAAUUUAUGAAACUAACUGCAGACAGGCAUAUCUCAGCAAAAAAUGCCAAAAUGGAGCUGUUGAUAUUAUUGGUGCCCAUAAAGGAAUAGAAUUGUCUUGCUUUUAUAACUGAUUUUGAGGUAUAGGGGCUGUAUCUUUGAAUUAAUUUUGUGUAGUCCCUAGCACGUUGUCCUGUAUACCCAGGCACUUGAAUAAAUACUUGAUGAUGUAAAA
Messenger RNA from Monodelphis domestica (gray short-tailed opossum), 8081 nucleotides. It is a transcript of the gene ZNF800, whose product is annotated as zinc finger protein 800. Lineage: Eukaryota; Metazoa; Chordata; Mammalia; Didelphimorphia; Didelphidae. The record is from RefSeq and is a predicted model, not a curated record.